UCGGCCUUGGGGACUGAAGGACACAGAAGACAAAUUGAACUAACAAGAUGUAUAAGCUGUCUUUAGUAUUGGCCGCAGUGCUGCUGUGUUUCGUCUUCGCCACAGCGCAGGUUGUGCCAAAUUCAGAGAUCGGUCGUGUUGCUGUAGAAGUACCAUUGCUGUCCAACGAAAAGCCCCUGACGGCUGACGAUCAUGUGGAGAUGGCCCGCGUAAUUGAGAUCACGCCGGGAAAAGUGGUUGAGGAGGUUGUGGUGCCACCCACUGUGGAAGUUCCCUUGGUGAAGGAAUCAGUACUUGUGCGAAAUAUACGCGCUAUUGUGGAGGACCCAAAAUCUGGAGUUUCGGAUCCUGUAGAUAUUCCUCGAGUUAUUGAAAACAAAAAGGACAAGAUUGUGGAGACAGUUGCUCAAAUGCCUUCGACAAAGGAUGCUUGGUUAUCUCGGGACAGACGUGCCGUUGAUGAGGAUGUAUCUCUUAUCUCGAAAAAUGUGGAUAAUUCCCGAGUAGCUGAAAACAAACAGGACAAGAUCGUGGAGACAGUUGCUCAAGUGCCUUCGACAAAGGACGCUUGGUUGUCUCGGGACAGACGUGCUAUUAUGGAGACAACGAAUAAAGGAAUACCGAACCACGGCAUUCCCAAUCCUGGUAUUCCCAACCGAGGUCUUCCAAGUCCUGGUAUCCCGAACGAAGGCAUUCCAAACGCAGGGAUUCCAAACCAUGGCAUUUCCAAUUAUGGUAUUUCUAAUCCUGGAAUUCCUCAUAAUACGGGGAGCAGAGCCGCCUCCGAAGUCAUGCCCGUUGCUGUCCUUCCACCCACCACCAUCCCAACCCCAACUAUAGUUCCCAAGCGUGGACCCUCAAAGACCUGCCAUCAGCUCUUGCUAGCAUAUAUGACCACAACGCCAUUACCCAUAAUGAUGGAGUCUAAGCCCUCAGAGAACUGUGAUAUUCUCUGCACCAAGCAUGACUUCGUGCCCAUUUGCGCGCAUAACGGCAUCUGCACGCAUGAGUUCGCCAACCAGUGCGUCUUGGACACCUAUAACUGCAAGAAUCGUGAUUUGGCGUUCCGCGUCGUCGAUGAGGAUGUCUGCCGCCUAGGCUUAUGUGCGCGACGCUGUAACGAUGAUGAUCUUAAGGUUUAA
Messenger RNA from Scaptodrosophila lebanonensis, 1142 nucleotides. RefSeq lists its product as uncharacterized. NCBI's taxonomy places the organism in Eukaryota, Metazoa, Arthropoda, Insecta, Diptera, Drosophilidae. The transcript has 2 exons. Bases 48 to 1142 code for a protein of 364 amino acids. The record is from RefSeq and is a predicted model, not a curated record. Gene Ontology annotation, molecular function: protein binding.